This is a messenger RNA of Oldenlandia corymbosa var. corymbosa, 864 nucleotides long. The record is from the annotation of a GenBank genome assembly. Lineage: Eukaryota; Viridiplantae; Streptophyta; Magnoliopsida; Gentianales; Rubiaceae.
AUGUUCGCCAGCGCCAGAGCUCUUGGCCAUCCUCCUCCGGACUCACCAACCCUUGAGUCAUCGGAACAAGUUUACAUCUCGACCCUCGUGCUUCUCAAGAUUUUGAUGGAAUUAAUUUCAUAUUAUGACUGUAAUAGGGAGAGCUGGGGUACUGAUGGAAGUUAUGGGUUUAAUGUUGGGGGAUUGGUUGAUGAGUAUACGGUUCGUGUUGUGGAUGUGUUUGCUAUGCCUCAAAGUGGUACUGGGGUUAGUGUUGAAGCUUUGAUCAUACCGGAAAUGGUGGAUGGUUGGUAUCAUUCCCACCAUGGGUUUGGCUGUUGGCUCUCUGGUGUGGAUAUCAACACUCAACAGUGUUUUGAAGCUUUGAAUCAAAGAGCUAUGGCAUUUGUUGUGGAACCAAUUCAGAGUGUCAAAGGAAAGGUGGUCAUUGAUGCUUUCCGAUUGAUUAAUCCACAAACUAUGAUGCUUGGGAAAGAGCCACGACAGACCACUUCCAAUCUUGGCCAUCUGAACAAACCAUCAAUCCAAAAUGAACUUGAGGAGAAGAUGCUAUUGAAUCUUCACAGGAAGAAGUGGACGCAUGGGUUGACCCUCCAGCGUUUCGACACUCACUCCAAAACCAAUGAACAAACUGUUCAGAUUAGUCAAUCUUCAUUCUACUUUGUGGGUGAUGAAAUGUUGACUUUGGCCAUGAAGUAUAACAAAGCACUUCAAGAGGAGGAUGAGCUCCCACCUCAGAAACUGGCCAUUGCAAAUGUAGAGAGACAAGAUGCAAAAAAGCAUAUAGAAGAACACGUCUCAAAUCUGAUGUCUUCAAACAUCAUUCAAACAUUAGGAACCAUGUUGGAUACAAUUGUUUUUUGA